AUGAUCAGAGUACCAGUUGCAGUUGUACCAGUUGAGUACCAGUUGUUUGCGGGACGCAUUCUUGACUUGAUGGAGAAAGGAGUGGCGGACAUGUCAAAAUGCAAGAUGCUCGUACUCGAUGAAGCUGACAAGGUUCUCAGUCAAGAAUUCCAGGGCAUCCUCGAUCGCCUUAUUUCGUACCUGCCAAAGGAACGACAAAUCAUGCUUUACUCUGCUACCUUCCCGAUGACCCCAAGAAGCUCAACCGAAGUAGGAUAUUCCUACUUUAUACACUCCAAAAUGGCACAACAUCAUAGAAACCGUGUCUUUCACGAUCUCCGCCAAGGAAGUUGCCGCAACUUCGUUUGCUCGGAUUUGCUCACUCGUGGUAUCGAUAUUGAAGCUGUAAAUGUUGUCAUCAAUUUCGACUUCCCUCGUAACGCCGAGACCUACCUUCACAGAAUCGGCAGGAUUGUUGGUGAACUAUUGCUUUUCGUUUGGAUCAGGACGAUUUGGCCAUCUCGGAGUUGCUAUUAA
Cylicocyclus nassatus is the source of this 516-nucleotide messenger RNA. NCBI's taxonomy places the organism in Eukaryota, Metazoa, Nematoda, Chromadorea, Rhabditida, Strongylidae. The record is from the annotation of a GenBank genome assembly.